Molecule: messenger RNA, 10357 nt
Organism: Biomphalaria glabrata
Lineage: Eukaryota; Metazoa; Mollusca; Gastropoda; Planorbidae
Product: kelch-like protein 5
Exons: 11
Coding region: 1860-3710 (616 amino acids)
Molecular function (GO): protein binding
Source: RefSeq, a predicted model, not a curated record
UCAUACUUUGUCGAAAGCUUUCCUGAAAUUAAUAAAGCAAUGGAAAAGAUUCUCUUGGCGUUGAAGGUAUUUCAUACAGAGUAUUCUGAGGUUUAGGAUUUGUUCUGUUAUGAUGCGAUCUUGCCAAAAAACUCGCUUGUUCGUGUCUGCUAUCGGUUUUAGCCGAUUUACUAUAAUUUUGAACAGUACUUUGCUGGGAUGGCUUAUGAGAUUGAUGGUGUAGUAGUUUUGACAGAGUUGUGAAUUGCCUUUCUUUGGAAGAGUGAUGCUGAGUGAUUUGGUCCAGUGCUUGGGCCAUACUUCUGAUUGCCAGAUCUUGUUGCAAAUCUUAAAAAGUGCGUUUAUCAUGGUUUCUCCUCCAGCCUGGAGAAGUUCAACCAGGAAUAUUGUCAGCUCCGACUGAUUUUCCCUUUUUUAGGAAUUGCACUGCUGAUACUACUUCUGAGCGAAGAAUAUAUUUUUUAAGUUGAAUACUGCCGGGACAUUAAGUAGCUCUGUAUCUCCUGAGAUUUCAUUCAAAGUUCUACAACCCUGAACAGUAUUGCACCCAUCUUCUUAUCACAUCCUUUUCCUCAGUUAAACAUCUAUUGUUUUUAUCUUGUAUUGUGUUAGUUCUUUCAUGCUACGCAGCCCCUUCUGUGACCUACACAUUUUGCCACAUCCAUGGCAAGCAUAACCAUUGUCAGCCGGUGUUCGAUGAAUUAAACAAAAUAAUUAAUUACCAAUAAUUAAUUGACUAAUUGGAAUUAUUAAGGAGACUAAACCCAACAAAUUUAGCAAUAUAUGUGAAUAGUGAAGGAUUAGUUUCCCUUGUAUCAAACAAAAUAAUCCAUUACUAGUAAGUGAGUAAGCGAGACAGGGAGUGAGUUGAUAUAAGCUUUGUAUAAACACACGUCAUAAUGUAGCGGCAAUAAGUAAGACUUAACACUAACACUUCCCAGUCUAUUCUUGGUGUUAUUUCAUUGGCGCCAACUCUGCUUUUUUUUUUUCAGUCUCUUCCUUGCAAUAAACUGUCUUCUUUUUCUGGUCUAUUUUUUUGUUGUUGUUUGUUUCAUUUGUAUUGAAAGCGCUGUACUGUUUUCCUAGUUGUUGUUUUUAUUUUAUUUCAAUCUUAUUUAAACCCAUGUACUGUGUACAAUCUGUUCCAUGCGUUAUCUCUUUGGUUUUAUUGUCUAUUCCUUGCGUCAUUAUGGUGAAGUUGCCUCUUAUUUAAGUCUGCUACAGUUUGUUUUACAGAUUUAUUGCUUGUGUUUUAUACUUAGUCGACUUCAUUGUGUAAGCCAUCGAUUUAACAUUUGGAAACUAGGCAAGCGAAGCGUUUCCUUCAAGUUGAGAGACUAAUCAUUAUUUGGAUCAGGGUGCGCUGUGCUACAAGCCUAACAAAAUGUUUAUACACCGACACAAAUAUCAAUGAUUUGUGUGAGAGCAGAGAGAUGCCGUCAGUUGAUUUACUGCAUAAUUGUCACAUCUUGUGUAGCCAAAGAAGGAAUUCAACCUCUAAGUAUUGUUUCAACCUAUGUGCCCCAUGGGAUUACAAAUGAGUCAUUGGAAACAAUAAUCCAUUUUUAAUUGACGCAAAAACUGUCAAACUAAUACUGUGCUUGAGUGUGAGUCAAUUUCAUAGUGAAAACAAAAAUUUAAGUAAUUCAUUGAAAUUGAAGCUAAUGGUGACUAGUUUAAAUAACGCUAAAUCAACAAAGUAGAACCAAGUGAUUAAGGAUUCGUUCAGUUUAGAUCUAUGCAAAUAUCUGAAACUGUCAGAGCUGCAGACCAUAUGAAAGGAUUUGGACAGGCUGCAAUGUUUGUUCAUAAGUUAAUCCUGUGGACUCUUUUAUCGCUGUUUCUUGUGUAGAGGCACAAUGCUAGGACAAACAGCUUACAUCAAGUUAAAGCCUGUCUUAAGUGAAGUGGAACUGAGGCAUCCCCUUGACGUGGACAAAGAAAGGUAUCUUGUCCACAAUACAUAUGCCAACCUCCAAGGUACUCCCACUAGGAUGGAGGAUCCUACCAAUUCCACAGAUGAGUUUCGCUCGCAUAACCACGCAGAGCGCAUGAUGAAGAAGCUGGAGAUGUAUGCUGGCAAAAGACAAUUGUGUGAUGUUGUUCUGGUGGCUGAAGACCGACGCAUUCCGGCUCACCGUCUUGUACUCAGCGCUGCCUCGGAUUAUUUCGCUGCAAUGUUUACAAAUAAUGUUCGUGAGGCCAACAUGGAGGAGAUUCUCAUCAAGGAUGUAGAUGCUGAAGCAUUGGCCUUGUUAGUGCAGUACACAUAUACAGGUCAGAUUCAGCUGAAAGAAGAAAAUGUUGAGAAUCUCUUAGCUACUGCUUGCCUGCUCCAGAUGUCUGAAGUAGUUGAAGCUUGUUGCAGUUUUCUUAUGAAACAGCUGCAUCCAUCCAACUGUAUUGGGAUCAGACAAUUUGCUGAUGCUCAAGGAUGUUUGGAUCUUUAUAAAGUGGCUAACAAUUAUGUCAUGGACAAAUUUGUAGAUGUUAUGAAAAAUCAAGAAUUUUUACUGCUUCCAUGUGAUGAAGUUUGCAAACUUUUAUCCAGUGAUGAUCUAAAUGUCCCUAAUGAGGAGACAAUAUUUGAUGCAGUUUUGAAAUGGGCAAGACAUGAUCUCCACAAUAGAAAGAAAUCUCUAGCCAUUUUAUUAUCUCAUAUCAAGUUACCUCUCAUGGCUCCACAAUUUAUUGCUGACCAUGUUGAAACCAAUUCUUUGUUCCAUGAUGACAAAGAAUGCCAACAGCUGAUAAUGGAAGCUCUCAAAUAUCAUUUAUUACCUGAGAGGAGAUCUUCCUUUCAGUCCCCUCGAACUAAACCCAGAAAGUCAACAGUUGGUGUUUUGUAUGCUGUUGGGAGCAUGGAGUGCACUAAAGGUCCAACCAGUAUAGAAAAAUAUGAUUUAAGAACUAAUACUUGGACUCAAGUUGCCAACAUGUCUGGCAGACGUCUCCAAUUUGGAGUGGCAGUUCUAGAUGACAAACUGUUUGUAGUUGGAGGUCGUGAUGGCCUGAAAACUCUAAACACAGUGGAAUGCUAUGAUCCAAGGAAGAAAACGUGGACACUAAUGCCUGCAAUGUCAACACACAGACAUGGACUGGGAGUGGGAGUACUGGAAGGUCCUAUGUAUGCAGUCGGAGGUCAUGAUGGCUGGUCCUAUCUCAAUACUGUAGAGAGAUGGGAUCCUCAAGCCAGACAGUGGAGCUAUGUAGCACCUAUGUCUACAUCUCGAAGUACCGUUGGGGUAGCAGCCUUACAUGGCAAAUUGUAUGCAGUGGGUGGUCGUGAUGGUAGUUCAUGUCUCAAGAGUGUGGAGUGUUUCGAUCCUCACACCAACAAGUGGACACACUGUCAGCCAAUGUCUAAGAGAAGGGGUGGAGUAGGUGCAGCCAACUGUAAUGGAUUUCUCUAUGCAGUGGGAGGCUAUGAGGCACCUGCUACUAAUCCUGCCUGCAGUAGAUUUGACUGUGCUGAAAGAUAUGAUCCCAAAACUGACCAGUGGACAGUAAUAGCAACCAUGAGCAGUGCCAGAGACUCUGUUGGACUUUGUCCAUUGGGGGAUAGGUUGUUUGCUGUGGGUGGCUAUGAUGGCAUGCAAUACCUCAAUGAUGUGGAAUGCUAUGAUGCUGUAUCCAAUGAAUGGACAAAGGUUUCUCCUCUCUGCACUGGUAGAGCAGGUGCCUGUGUAGUUCAUGUUCCAAACAGCUGACUAGGAAAGAACUGCAGCACUAGUGCUCAUGCUCUGGCAUUGCUCAAGAAAUGGCCUUCUGGACUUUUUGCUCUAAGCCAAACUCGCCCUCAUCUUCCAGUGUGGAAGUAGUAGAAUAUAAGAUAUAUUAGCAGUAUAUGAAUUAAAACUGCUUUGAAUCAUUUCAAGUUUUAAUUACUUUGUAUGGUUGAACAAAAAUAUUUCAAUGUGUUAAUUCUACUGUAAAAGACUUCAGACAAGAAAGGUUUAAAAUUCUGUUUCUUUGUGUACAUGUUGGCAUUUCAGUUUCCUAGUUUCCAACAUUUAGUCUUGUGCAUUCAUUUCUUUAAAACUAUCAUCUUUUGUUAGCUAUCUUGCAUUCAUAUAGAAGAUUCAUUUCAAACAUUGUCCUUAGUUCAUGUCUAUUUCUCCUUUGAAGUAUUUCACUUGAAAACAAUAUACUGAAUUCAUUAAUGACUUUCAAAGCUUAAAAAAAAAAAAAAAAGUUCAGACCUUGUGGUCUAUAGGGCAGAUGAUGUAAAGGUCAUGUUUCUUUGGCCUUCGGCUAAUGUGGCCAGCCAACGACCAACCGCCUUUACUUUUCCCCAACUAAUGUCAGGUAACGUACCCAUUAGAGCUGAGUGGACUCAGGGGCGUCCAAAGAUCCUGAAAUUCAAAAUCCCAGUCUUCAGCAGAAACUAAAUUGUUUUUAUUUUGAUGUCUCAGAAAUAAAACAAAGAGAAAAUGUUAAGUUCUGAAAAGUCCUAAGUAAACUUUAUUAUGUAUGAAAAAAAAUAGACAUUUGUAUAUCUUAUUAGUUUCUUGUGUAAAAGAGAAAAUAUUUCAUUUACUUGUUUUACAGGCAUAUGUCAAAAUAUUCACAGAUAAAAUGUAAACAUUCCAUUUUUUGUAUUCACUAUGGACACAAAUUCACUUCAAAAAUAUCAUUCAAUAAUUUUAAUUGUAACUAAUUUUGUUAUAGUUCAUUGAAAAGGCUUUUUUUUUUAAACUUUAAGAAAAUAUUUUUUCUUAAAUUGACUAGAGUUUAUAGUCUUACAAUGAAACAUGUAUUUUACCAUGAAAUCUUAAUAUCAUUUUAAUGCAUCGCAAAUUGUAUAAUUAAAUGUUAUAAGUCAAUAUUUUAUUUACAUUGAAACAUCAUAUGCUAAUAAAGGUCUUCCAUCAGCCAUCUCAAGAUCAUUAUAGCAACCAAACAAAAUCUUGUACUAUAUUUCUUGAAUUUCAAUGCUCUCAUUCUUUUAGAAUCAACUUUCUUUGAUGUGCCUUAAAGCAACGCUUGUUUGAAUUAUUCUUGGUCAGAGGUUAGCACUGUUCUCAGUCCAAUAGUUACAGAUUGUCUUUUAUUUCUGAACUGACAAAUGAUUGUUGGAAAUGUGUAUAAGAGCACCAGUAUCAACACUAAAUACGUUUAUUAAGUUAGGAGCACCACUACAAAAUAGAUACUUUUUUUAAUUUAACUAACAAUGUUAUACACCAUAAUGUAAUUACAUAUAAAACUUGUCUUCUUGGGUUGAAUUUGUUACUGUUAAACCUUCUUACACAGGUAUUUAGAGGUCCCAAUUAUUUCAUUAAUUGUUUUUCUUUCUUUAUAAGUUUUGUAAACAUGGCACACAUUCUGAGAAUAUUUAUCAAUAAGUCAUGAUCUAAUAGCACAAAUAUGAUUUCCAAUCAUAAAUUUUUUAUUAAUUUCUAGAUAGACAUUUUGUAUGUUGGUAACAAAUAGAUAUACUUAUAGUCCUACAUAGACUUAUUUCAUUUACCAAAUGAAAACCUUUAUUUUAUAAUACAGACUAUAUGUUGUAUUAACAAGUCAAUUGUUUUAUUGUAAGAUCAGAUGAUUGCGUCAGUGUGGAUGCUUUAUGAUAGAGUGUAAAAGAAUCUAUCUGUAAACAUGGACUUACUAAGUCAAAACAUAAUUUAAGGAACCAGUUUUGUUAUGUUAAAAUAUUUCCAAUUGAAACCUUUGAAUUGAAUUACUACAUCAUCUUCCAAUGAAAACAUCAAGAAAAAAGUUGAGUAUGUAACAUCAAUACAAAGAUUGGUAGGAAAAUGUCUUUGUAAGAGUUUUCCAGCUUUUGUAAAUUAGUUGCUGCAAGGUAUAUUCUAUACCAUUAGACGAUGUCUGUGAUGGUCUCAAAAUGUUUUCCUUUAAGCUUGAAAGAUUGCCUUUAGAAUAUGGUCAUGUCCUUAAAGAAUAGCUGCACCACCUACAACAAUAACUCAACAUUGAAUUGAAAACAAAAUCUGAGUAAAUCACUUUGAAAAUACUACUCGUGUAAGCUAGAUGUGUAUGCUAUGGACAUGGCAGGCAGCUAUGUAUUGAAAAUCUAAGGCAUUUUUCGCCUCUAGAGACGAUCUUUUCCUUUUUUAACUUCUUGUGUGACCAAAGAGGCAAAUCCUUAAUACACAGCUGCAGUCACAGGUCAGAAAUCUGUACUCACCUGGCACCGUUGCACAUUCACCCUUCUUUCUACUACUGUUGUGUAUGGCAUCAGCAAUUCGGGACCCUUCCUUUAUGCUUGCUCUCCAUGUGGAUCUAUCCAGUGCCACUUUUUCGCAACUGUUAGUGUAGAUUUUGAUUAGCUUCAUGUCGCAUUUGCAUACAUCCGUAUACCUUAAAAGUGGAUGACCAGUGGCUCUCCUGAUUUUCUUAGAUCACCAUACAGAAUGUCUUGUGGGAGUCGACAUUGUGGCAUUCUAUGAAUGUGACCAAGCCAGCCAAGGCAUCUGCUUCUGAUAACAGUGCAGAUGUCCUGGCACCCUGCCCUUCACAGCACUUCCUCAUUGGUUAUUUUAUCUUGCCACCUUAUUUUAAAGAUCAGCCUUAGGCAUCAGAGGCUUUUAUUCCUGCCCUGAGUAGGUUGACCAUUUCACUUCCUUAGAGCAGAAUGCUCAUCACACAGGUCCAGUAGACUAAGGCAGUCACUUUGAUUUCAUUUAGUUGUCAACAUGGUAAAUAGAAUUACGUUUUGUAUUUUUAUUAAUUCAAGUCAAUUGUAACAUUUUCCUCUUAUUGUAUGCAAGAAGUGAAUUUAUGAUUUUAUUCUAUGCAUUUAUGGACCUUUAUUUAUAGCCCAAUUUCUGUUGUUUAUUUAUUUAUUUGUGUGUGUGUGCAUAGAUCUCUUCAAAUGAAUUUGCUUUUAAAUUUGAAAUGUUGACUUCAAUUGUUUUAUAGAAAUGUUAUAUUUUUCUAUCUUCUAUUAUUUACUGUUUAAUGUGUUAUUCCAUACCAUUGGUUUAAAAUAUCUGCAUAUUUCCUUUGUAUUUAUAUACAGUCUCAAUUUGUUUGAUCUGUGUAUUUUGAUAAAACUCUUACAAAAGCCCUCUGUUUAAACAAAAAAAUUUGUUCUCAUUUGUCUACUUUGACUAAACUAGACUAUGAUCAUUCAACUGAUUUUUCUAAUAUACUACCAAACAAAUAACAUUAAAGAAUGAGUUUCAGCCUUCACUCCAAUGACUGAAACCUAACCUUGCUCAUACAUGCAGACAUACCUUUCAAGCUUGAAUAGGGCUAAUAAGAAAAAGAGGAUAUUUCUUGGAACUAGAAGUCAAGUAAAAAUGUUUGUUAUACAAAUUAGCCAAACCUCCCACAGAAUGACUGGGGAUGGCAGCAGGCAGGGUUUGAACCUGGGACUAUUGAGGCCAUCCAGGUUGGUAGAGUUAAAAAGUGUGUCAUAUUACAGAACAAUGAAUAACUACUAUGUUCUAUGUCUGGAACUGUACCCAAUAUUAGGCCUGCCCACUAUAGACUGGGAGAGAGCUGAGUAACUCAUACUAGAAGAAUGCAGAAAGUUGGACUUGGUAACCAGGAGAGAGUAGUGGACUCAGAAGUGCAUGAAAGAAGGGUAGACUCUUAGCAGUCCUAGCCUUCAGAAGCCCUUGAAAGAAGCAUGGACUCUUGGAAGCCCUAGUCUUCACCUGGUUUGUAACUCUCUGUUGUGCCCAAUCAACAAUUAUGUUAUUUUUUAAUUUCAUAGCUAACUAAUUUUUGUUCUGUUUACAAUCUCUAAGUUAGGCCUAUGUCUCAAAACUGCUUGUGCCUUACUGUCUCCACACUUGUACAAUUCUUUAUUCAUUGUGUAUUUGGUUAUUUUUUAAAUGUAUUUUGUCUGAGUUGUAACUAAACCUAAAGAUUAAUUAGAAAUAUCUAUUAUUAUUUGACUAUUUCUAAUUCACAAACUCUUUUAUGUGUUGCUAUUGCAACAUGGAUAUUACUUUGAAUAUAUGCUUAUAUUUUUGUUAUGUUUCAGAUUGGUGUCGUCAUGUUGUUGUUGUUUUCUCAAUACCCCAAAAGAUCUAAUGGAAAUACUUUCAAACCUCCUUCUAUGGAGCUUAACAAAAAUGGCUUUUUUAGUCACUUAUCUAUUGCCAUUGAAUUCUGCCUCGUACAAAGCCACUUUCACUUCAUAGCAACUUCCAAAACAUACUUUGAAUUAGGGUCAAGCAAAUUUGAAAACAAUCUUGCCUCAUAUUAGCAAAACAGAAUCAAAAUCUAAACUAAUUAUAAAAUUAUUUUCUUGACGCAUUUUAAGACUUGUUUAGCUAUGUGAGCUGCUGUGUUGUUUAGACUGUGUUCAACUAAGCAAUAAUAGUUUCUAAUUCCAGCUGUGCAUGGGGUUCUUUUUGUACAUGUAUCUAGAUGUUGAAGUAGCAUGUUUAUUACUUUAUUCAACAGUUUAAUAUGCAGUGAUUCCUUCACCCCAUUUCAAUACACAAAAAUCAUUAUUUGUGCAAGGAAAAACAAUGUCCAAUUUACAUACGAAUGUCCUUUUAUAAGAAAAAAAAAUUAGUCCGCAAUAAACUUAUGUUAAAGGGUUACAAUUUUAAUAUAAAUAUGUAGACAAGUGAUAUAGCAUCGUUUGGUAAAAAUAUGUAGGCCAGUGAUAUUGCACAUAUCGAAACAAGCCGACAAAAUUAUUAUUAUCACUCGGUCUCUAUUGCAUUGAACCAGCUUAUCAAUUACUCGGCCGCUAUUGCAUUGAACCAGCUUAUCAAUUACUCGGCCGCUAUUGCAUUGAACCAGCUUAUCAAUUACUCGGCCGCUAUUGCAUUGAACCAGCUUAUCAAUUACUCGGCCGCUAUUGCAUUGAACCAGCUUAUCAAUUACUCGGCCGCUAUAGCAUUGAACCAGCUUAUCAAUUACUCGGCCGCUAUUGUAUUGAACCAGCUUAUCAAUUACUCGGCCGCUAUUGUAUUGAACCAGCUUAUCAAUUUUUAUCAAUUCUUCUAAAACAUUGUUUACGCCUAAAUAAAAGCAAGAAAUAAUAAUAACCUUAAUGUAGUCAUGCAUUUUGAAUGUUUUCAUUAAGUUCAAAGAUAUGAAAAAUUCAAUCGCCAGAGGAGGAACUAAAGUGAAAUCCAAUACACCUGAAAUGUAUGAAUUUAUUCUGCAGUUAACUCUUGAUAGUCCAAAGGUUAGCUGUACUUGAAAGAAUUGAACUCUUGGUAGUCCAAAGGUUAGCUGUACUUGAAAGAAUUGAACUCUUGGUAGUCCAAAGGUUAGCUGUACUUGAAAGAAUUGAACUCUUGAUAGGCCAAAGGUUAGCUGUACUUGAAAGAAUUGAACUCUUGGUAGUCCAAAGGUUAGCUGUACUGGAAAGAAUUGAACUCUUGGUAGGCCAAAGGUUAGCUGUACUUGAAAGAAUUGAACUCUUGGUAGGCCAAAGGUUAGCUGUACUUGAAAGAAUUGAACUCUUGAUAGGCCAAAGGUUAGCUGUACUUGAAAGAAUUGAACGGUGUAGGUCAAGAAGUUCUAUUGAUGAAGUAAAAAGAGAUUCUCUUAGCCUUAGAUGGGUAUAAAAUAAACUACAGACGAAAAAGAAAUAGGUAUUGAUCUUUAAAAAAACACAAAACUAGAUUUCAGCUUUCUUUGACCGGUACUGUACUAACUUACAAUUGAAGGACACACCUGUAGACAUUCAGGUGCUCAUGAAUUACAUGAGUUUAGGUCGGGGGCGCCGCGUUGAAUUAUUGAGUUUGUCGGAUUAUGAAGAGGCAAACUAUCAAGAAUUCACUGCAUGUGUAAAUACAUCCCUUUAGAUCAAUCAACAAAUUAAGCUCUUGAUUUUGUGUCAGCUCAUUUGUUUCUGUUGGUUCAAAGCUGAACAAUUAAAAAAUUGUAUUUUGAUGUCAUUUCUUAUACACAUUAAUAUUAUAAUUAUGUAAAUAAAAUCGUCAGCUUAAUCGUAAACUGUCUUAUUACCUAUUUAGGAUUGCAAUUGAAUACACAUGUUUAAUUCCAGGGUGUGUAGGCCUACCUAAAUAAAGUAGGUCACCAUGCAGGUCUGUACACUUGUUAGCAAAGGUUUGUGUGCACAAAUAAAAACAAAUAAUAGAAAAGUCAAUAACAUUUCUGUCUGUGUACUUCAUCUAAGAUGUGAUUACAGACUGCUUAUGUUGACACUAUGGCCCAAUAGUUUGAGAGAAAAGAUGGGUUAGUGUUCUAAGCAUUUCGUAGAGCGAUUUGAUUUCAUGUUCAUUUAUACUAUAGUUAUGAUAUUGUACAUUUUAUUACGCCUUAGUCAAAUUAAUUCGUGUGUUUGUGUCAUUGUUUAAUUAAUGUCAUUUUAUGUAAGGGGUGGCAAUACAUGUGAAGACAUGAAAGUCAUGAAGAUCAAUAAAUUAACAUUUGUUUCUACAUUUUUUAA